AUUUAUCAUUGUUCAAAAUGCACCAACUCUCAGUCUCGCAGCGCGUGGUUGACGCUCUGCUUCGAAACCGCGGCACAGACGCGUCGCUCUUCCGCGGUCUGCUCGUCUCGCCCGCCGCGACCGUUCUUCCUUCUGAAUCGUCACCAUCAUCACCAUCAUUGACCACUGUGCUCGCUGCCCUGUGCACAUCGCGCGGGGGUGCGCUGUCGUCCCGCGAGGUCGUCUCACUGCUUCCAUCCGGUCUCGUUGUUGGAGGCGCGUUUCUGACGAGCUCGGAUCCCAAGCAGAUUGCAAACGCAGCAGAAGAUGCUCGCCAGGCACGGCGAGUGCAGGGCGGAUUCAAGGGUGAAACUGCAGUGAUUGUCGCGGUGGUCGAGGAGACGUCGUGCCAGUUCUACCGAGUGCUGGAGAAUGGCGAUGCUACCGUCAUCUCGGAUGUCCAGGUUGGACGCACGGCGGAGGACAAGUUUCGCCAAGAUCACGCCCUUUUCCACAUCCGGUUGCUCACGGACAAGUUUUACGUUCCUGCUGGGUCACUGGGCCUCGCUCAGUUGCACGCUCGUGUGCAAACCUUCCUCGCCUCGUUGCGCACUUCCAUGAUGCAAUUGUCGUUUGCAGCGUCGUCCUCUCAACAAGGAUCUCUGCUGGUUGCAUCGGACACUCAAGGCAGUUUGCGGCAGGCUGUUCUCGAUGAGACGCAACGCGUUACUGGCGCGGCUACUCCCCGCAAAGGCGGUCGCGCUCCCACUCACGCAGCUUUGCCCGAAAAGCUGAGUGUUCGUCUGUUGCGCCCAUCAACCUUGACAUCAUCCGUGCCAUUGGCUCCCAUCCUGACCUGCGAACGCGAGAGUGAUAAGCCCCUUGCCAUGUUCCAGCUUCCGGUUGAAGCGAUCGCAUACGUGCCAUGGAACGAGAGUCCAGCGGCCACACAGCAGGCCGUUUUGGCAGCCAUCACCUCUGCGCUGUACUCGUCUGUGGAUGAUCUCGUCAUGCAUCAUGGAGCCAAAGCAUCGGUUCCGUACCAUUUUAAACUCGCCCAGUUCCCGUUUCUGGUUCGAGUCUGCUAUCCCACUGCCAGCACACCUUUUCCCGGAGAGAGUCAAGACCACGAAUCAUACAAAACAACGCGGACCAAGUACCACAACGCGCUAUUGCUUCCACUUGACCGACCACUGCUUCGGACCAACAACGCAUUUGAUCUGCAAACCUUCCGCACUUCUGUUCAAUCCGAUCGGUUGCUGAAUGUCCACGAGCGACUCGGUCCUUCUGGAGUUGUUGGUGGGCGUCUUUCCCUUGUGGAUGGCCCAUACAGCUAUUACCACUAUACACAAGACCGUAUGGAUGAUUCUGGCUGGGGCUGCGCAUACCGAUCCCUGCAAACGAUUUGCUCGUGGCUGCGUCACAAUGGUUACGCCACUCGUGCAGAUAUGACCCAUCGCGAAAUCCAAGAGUGCCUGGUGCAAGUUGGCGACAAGGACAAGUCGUUCAUUGGCUCGACUCAGUGGAUUGGAUCGUUUGAACUCAGCAUUUGCCUCGACCAAUGCUACAAUAUUACAAGCCGCAUCAUGAAUCUGAACGCAGGGCGCGAGAUGGCUGACAAAGCCCGAGAACUGGCAGCGCAUUUUGAGACCCAGGGCUCGCCAGUGAUGAUUGGUGGCGGAGUUCUCGCACACACCAUCCUUGGCGUUGAUUUCAACGCGGAGACUGGCGAUGUGAAAUAUUUGAUUUUGGAUCCGCACUACACUGGCAUCGACGAACCCACUGCUGUGAUUGAAAAGGCUGGUUGCGUGUGGAAGGGUCCUGACUUUUUCGUUCAGGAUGCCAUCUACAACAUGUGCCUUCCCCAGCGUCCCGCGAUGAUUUGAAAUCUUUCUUUUCUAUUUUCAUGUUGCUUCUUUUGGUCUUGUCUGGAACUUUUUGGGAUGGC
Molecule: messenger RNA, 1927 nt
Organism: Capsaspora owczarzaki ATCC 30864
Lineage: Eukaryota; Filasterea; Ministeriida; Capsasporidae
Product: Ufm1-specific protease 2
Exons: 11
Coding region: 18-1865 (615 amino acids)
Source: RefSeq, a predicted model, not a curated record